This is a messenger RNA of Marasmius oreades (fairy-ring Marasmius), 1032 nucleotides long. RefSeq lists its product as uncharacterized. Lineage: Eukaryota; Fungi; Basidiomycota; Agaricomycetes; Agaricales; Marasmiaceae. Gene Ontology annotation, molecular function: quinone reductase (NADPH) activity. The record is from RefSeq and is a predicted model, not a curated record. The transcript is spliced from 7 exons. Gene Ontology annotation, biological process: cellular response to oxidative stress. Bases 1 to 1032 code for a protein of 343 amino acids. Gene Ontology annotation, cellular component: cytoplasm.
AUGGCGAACCUUCCAUCCACCGUGGAGGCUAUUGCUAUCCAGAAGACUGGAGGAUAUGAAGUUAUCGAGAAGGUUACCUUGCCUUUCCCAAAGGUAGAACCGGGGCAUCUCGUUGUUAAGGUUGAAUAUCUCGGUGUCAACUUUAUAGACACCUACUACAGGCAAGGACUGUACCCCUACAAGGAAUUCCCAGCUGUGUUGGGAAAGGAAACAUCUGGAACCAUCGUCGCCUUGCCUACUGAUCCCGCAGUGCUCAAAGAUCCGGAAUUCAUCAGGCAGAAUUUUACUCUUGGGGGGAAGGUGGCUUGUGAUUACCUGGGCUCCCACCAGACAUACAUCUCCGUCCCCUGGAUCAAGACGUACCCGAUCAUCAAUGGGGUCUCCACAUUGGAAGCAGCGGCAGGGACCUUACAGGCUUUGACGACCGUCAGCUUCUUUGAAGAGGCUUAUAAGGUUUCCAAGGGGGACAUCAUCCUUAUCCAUACUGUAGCUGGUGGCCUUGGCCUUCUAAUGGCCCAGUUGGCGAAGCAUAUCGGUGCUACAGUGAUCGGCACGACGUCCACGAAGGAGAAGGCUGAGCUCGCGAAGAGGUGUGGAGCCGAUCACGUUAUUCUGUACAAGGAGGAGGAUACCGUUCGGAGAGUGUUGGAGAUUACAAAUGGAGAAGGUGUACACGCCGUUUUCGAUGGCGUUGGAAAGGACACGUUCGAUUCCAACUUCAAGAUGUUGAGACGGAAAGGCACAUUGGUUUCCGUUGGCAAUGCAUCUGGCGCAGUUCCACCUUUCCCACCGAUUAGAUUAAUCGAGAAAAAUCUUAAGCUGCUUCGUCCCACGAUGAAUAAUUACACCGUGACACCAGACGAAGUUCACUAUUACGGCCAUAAGAUCUUUGAGUUGAUUGGGAAUGGUGUUCUGAAGAUCAACGUCUUCAAGGAGUAUCCCUUUACUGCGGAAGGAGUACAACAAGCGCAGCAAGAUCUUGUCGAAGGAAAGACAACAGGAAAGUUGGUAGUCAAGGUGCAGGACGCAUAA